Messenger RNA from Carcharodon carcharias (great white shark), 1118 nucleotides. Its product is annotated as zinc finger protein 239-like. Lineage: Eukaryota; Metazoa; Chordata; Chondrichthyes; Lamniformes; Lamnidae. Gene Ontology annotation, biological process: regulation of cytokine production; regulation of immune system process; negative regulation of transcription by RNA polymerase II. The record is from RefSeq and is a predicted model, not a curated record. The transcript is spliced from 2 exons. The coding region runs from base 323 to 1030 and encodes 235 amino acids.
CUGAAUGAGAGCGGCCGGGAGCGGGGGGAACAAGGAUUCCUGUAGGAGCUGUUAAUCCAUUUCACACAGGCAGAUACUUUUAAUUUAUGACGGGUUUAUAGGAGUCAGUAGCAAGGCCAUAUUGCCAAUCCCCUGUUGCCUGUUGAGAAAUUGAUGGUGGGUUUCGUUCUUGAACCGCUGCAGCCCGUGUGGUGUAGGGGCUUCCACAAAACAGGGUAUUAGAAGGGAACGAAGGCAGUCGGGAAAUUCAAACCCAACAUCACAUCAGGAUCUAACAGAAUUGCUCAAUUUAUCGUAACCUGAAUAUUGUUGGAUUUUGAACAUGGAAGGAAAAAGCACCAUUCACAGUUGGGAGAAACCGUACACGUGUUGUAUGUGUGGACGAGGCUUCAACCGAUCAUCUGACCUAUCGAGACACAAGCGCAGUCACACUGAGGAGAAACCGUGUAAAUGUGGGGACUGUGGGAAAGGAUUCAAUUUUCCAGUUCAGCUGGAAUCUCAUCGGCGCAGUCACACUGGGGAGAAGCCGUUCACCUGCUCCGAGUGUGGGAAGGGAUUCACUCUGUCAUGCAACCUGUUGGCUCACCAGCGAGUUCACACUGAUGAGAAACCUUUUAAAUGCCCAGACUGCGGGAAAUGCUAUAAAAGUUCUGGGGAACUGAUGCGCCAUCAACGUAUUCACACUGAUGAGAGACCAUUCAGGUGCUCUCGGUGCCAUACUGGGUUCAGGCAAUUAUCUGACCUCACUGUACACCAGCGAAUUCACACUGGGGAGAGGCCAUUCACCUGCUCCCAGUGUGGGAAGGGAUUCACUCAGUUAGCCAACCUGCUGACACACCAGCGCAUUCACACUGGUGAGAGGCCAUUCACCUGCUCCUUAUGUGGAAAGGGAUUCACCACAUUAUCUAACCAGCAGGAGCACCAGCGAGUUCACACUGGGGAGAGGCCAUUCACCUGCAGCGUGUGUCAGAAAGGAUUUGCUCAUUCAUCCACCCUCUUGAGACAUCAGCAAGUUCACAAAGAUGCAUGAGAACACCACCAUUUUGAAGUUCCCCUCCAAGCUACACACCAUCCUGAUUUGGAACUAUAUUGCCGUUCCUUCACUGUCACUGUGUCAA